Penicillium antarcticum is the source of this 3054-nucleotide messenger RNA. Its product is annotated as WD repeat protein. The record is from RefSeq and is a predicted model, not a curated record. Lineage: Eukaryota; Fungi; Ascomycota; Eurotiomycetes; Eurotiales; Aspergillaceae. Gene Ontology annotation, molecular function: ubiquitin binding. Gene Ontology annotation, biological process: protein deubiquitination; double-strand break repair via homologous recombination. The transcript is spliced from 8 exons. Bases 1 to 3054 code for a protein of 1017 amino acids.
AUGGCACGCAAACUAAGCCACCAGAGGGUCACCUAUGUACUCCCUCUGCCAGAUGCCCCAGGCGGGCAUCGGCUGGGGGUCAAUGGUCUGACCGUUGACCGUCAGAACUCCAUCCUGUACUCCGCGGGCCGCGACGGCGUGAUCUGCUCGUGGGAUCUCGACUUUUCCUGCCCUUCCUCGUUUGCGCCCACAGACCUUGCGACCUCGAGACGGAAGCCCAGUCCGACUGGCUUCAAGACACAGGUGCAGGCUCACAGCCACUGGAUCAACGAUAUCGUCUUGGCGGAGGAUAACUCCGCGCUCGUUUCCGCUUCGUCCGACACUACCGUGCGACUCUGGCGCCCGCAUUCCGAGUCUACCGAUGUCCCCGAGCGCAUCGGUAAACAUACGGAUUAUGUUAAGGCCUUGGCGAGUCCGGGUGGCCAUGCUACCUGGGUUGCGUCCGGUGGUUUGGAUCAUAAGCUCUAUCUAUGGGAUUUGAAUGGAUGUGGAGAGAUAUUGAGUAUUGAUGCCGGUGGUGAGGAUGCUACUGAGAAGGGCUCUGUCUAUGCUCUUGGUGCGGUAUCGUCGGUUCUUGCUAGCGGUGGUCCGGAGAAUGUCGUUCGGGUAUGGGAUCCCAGGUCUGGAAAGCUAGUCACCAAGUUUGUUGGACAUACGGAUAACAUCCGCGAUAUUAUGGUCAAUCAAUCUGGUGAUACGAUCAUGACGGCUUCGUCAGACCAGACAAUUAAGAUUUGGUCCCUUACAGCGGGACGAUGCAUGAAUACCCUGACUAUGCACAACGACAGCGUGUGGUCUCUCUACUCAGACCACCCCGACUUAUCAGUGUUCUACUCCAGCGAUCGAUCUGGUUUGGUGGCUAAGACUGAUACACGAGGUUCUCCCGAUCCCGAACAAGGAACCUGCGUUGCGGCACUACAAGAACACGAGGGUGUCGUCAAGGUCGUGGCAGCAGGAGACUACAUCUGGACUGCAACUCCCAAGUCGAGCAUCAAUCGCUGGAGAGAUGUUGAUACUACACUUGAUAUCGAGCCGCCGCCGGACCCGGCCCCUACCAUCGAAUCUACCGCGGAGCCUGUCAAAAAGGUGGAAGAUGGCCCUAAGAAGAUUCCAUUCAAUGCCGCUCUUCAGCUCUCGGCUACUUCAACACUUCUUGGUAGCUCUACUCCUAAUGGAAACACCCCAGAGCCCAAUCUGGAAGCAAUCGGUUUAACGAUCCCGGUUCAUUCCUUACCAGAAGAAACAAUCGAGGGUCAGCAUGGCUUGAUCAAGUGUCUUAUGUUGAAUGAUCGCAUGCACACACUCACUCAGGACUCUGCGGGAGAAGUUGUGCUCUGGGAUCUGUUGAAGUGUGUUCCGGUCAAGGAAUUUGGUAAGCGUCAUAUUGAUGAUGUUGCGUCAGAAGUCAACACCACUGAGAGUAUUGCGCAUUGGUGUACGAUCGAUGUACGCACUGGUCGACUUUCGGUCAUUCUGGAACCGAAUCGUUGCUUCGAUGCGGAGGUCUAUGCUGAUUGCGCCGAUUUGGCGCCCUCUGAUAUGGCCGAGUUUAGAGAGGAUCAGCGAAUUAAUCUUGGCAAAUGGAUCUUGCGGUGGCUCUUUGCUCCGGUGGUGGAGGAGGAAAUUCGCCGAGACAACGAGUACCGUCAAGCUGCUAUUGCAAAGGCAGAAGAAAAUGCUCGACAAAACGCCAUCAGUACAUCAGUGCCGGCAGACGACAUCCCGCGCAGCGUUGGCAUUCCUAUCUCGAAUCCCAAUUCAACAUGGACCUUGCGCCCUGGCCCAGACUUCCCUGCCAGUCCCAGCACCGGUAUCGGCAUCAAUGUUGGCACACCAUCAUCAAAUUACUUGAGUACUUCCAUGCAGAGCAACUCUCCGUUCCCUAUGUUUGAGCCAGAUACUCCCGAGCCUUCGGGGCCUACACAAUCACACCUUGAUGGCGGGCCAUCCUCCUUCUCGGAUCGAAGUGAUUACUUCUCAAACAGGCCCACGGUGCAGACCGAAACAUCUAUCAUGUCACCUUUGCCCUCCGAAAGUGGUGCCUCCAAUGCGGGGGUUCCUCAGUCUCCCGCAGAGCCUGAUAAAGAGGAGCGCAAGAAGGGUGGAUCUCUCUUUUCGAAGAAGUUCCGAAUGGACUUCCCCAAGAAGUUGACUCGUACUUCUACUGAUACCAAGCCUCAGAUUCUCGAAGAGAAGGCUGAAGAGUCUGAGGUUUCUUCUGUUAAGGAGAAGGUGUAUGAGCCCAAUCUCUGUGGUGUUGUUGAUCGGAUUCGUCAUGACUAUGAAGAAUACCUGUCUACAAAUACCAACCUCGAGUUAGAGACAGCUAUUACACCCAGUCCACAGAAUGAAACACCCCGGUUGGAUGUUCCUCCUCGGGUUGCGGUCUUCAUUCAGGAGGAAACAGGUGAUACUGCAGUUGCUUCCGAUCUCUACCGAGGCAGCGUGGAUCGAAUCGGCGAGGAUCUUGAGAGGCUCAAGAAAUCAAUUCCCCAUUGGCUUGGUGAGCUUCUUCUUAAGAACCAAAUCCCCUUCAAGGAACAAGUCAAGAUUGCAUUCGUGUUGAAACCCUUCGAUGAUUCCCUGCCAGCAGUCGUCAAACCGGAACCACCCGCCAUGAAUGGCGCACCACCCCCAAGCAACUUGAAUCCCAACACCAAUGGUUCCCGAUUGAAUGCGAACCGCAUGCUUCGCGCCAAGAAGGUUCUCGCUUACGUUGCUGAGCGCAUCGAUCCUGCAAACCCCGAUGACCCCGAGGAGUCUAGGAUGCCACCGGAAGAUUAUCUCGAGCUAUACUGCCAAAAGACGUUCUGUCCACCAAACAUGACCCUAGCAACAAUCCGCACAUGCCUGUGGCGCACCUCAGGAGACAUGAUCCUCUACUACAAAGCAAACGGCAAGAAAGAAAUACACCCGCCUCGCUCCCUACUAGGUUUCGACGACAACCCAACCCCCGUAGGCGAUUCCAACGGCACAAACGGCGACCACGCACCCCCAGGUAGCAUCCACUCAAUGACGAACUCAGGAUCCGUCGCCGGCUCCGUCGUGACCUAG